This is a messenger RNA of Rotaria sp. Silwood1, 972 nucleotides long. The record is from the annotation of a GenBank genome assembly. NCBI's taxonomy places the organism in Eukaryota, Metazoa, Rotifera, Eurotatoria, Philodinida, Philodinidae.
AUGUUUGCUUGUCAAACACCACCACGAACACAAUCAUCACUUACUCAAUCAGUUCUUCAUACAAUGAAUAAUGAUAUUCUUGAUCAUCUUGAAACAUUACCAGAAAUAAAUGAUGAAAGUGAUAUUGAAGCUGAAGAUGAAGAUGAAGAUUCAUUUAAUUCAGCACGUUCAGGUUUAACAACAACAAUGGGUCUACGUCGUACAUCAAUUGUAGCACAAACAACUACACAAUCAUUCCAUGAUUUUGUUGAAUUAGAAAAAACAAUUGAAAACGACGGAACAAAAAUUCAUUCGGAUAAUACAUCUUUAUUUCUCAUUGAUGAAACAACACCAUCUGAAGCUGAUAGCAUUGAAAUGACUAAAAUGGAUGAUGCUUCAUUUGCUGAUCCAGUUAAUACAAAAAUGAUUAAAGAAACAUUAACAUUAUUCUUAGCACAUCAACAGCAAACACUUGAACAUGAAGAAUCUCUUGCAUAUAAUAAUGAAUCUCUUGGACAAACACAAAACGAACAACAAUCUGAUGUUGUAGUCAAAUCAGAAGCUGAACGUGAAUUACAUGCAGCCCAAAUUGUUCAGGCUCAUUGGCGUGGUCAUCAAGUUCGUACUGAAAACCAACGUAAUAAUCAUCCAGUUGUUGCUAUCCUCGAAAAAAUUCGUGCACAUGAUCCAACGAAUAGUUCAUCAUUAACAUUACGUGAACGUAUGAUGCAAAUUGUACAAGAAUAUUCUGAAGCUUCAUCAUCAUCUCUUACUGCUUAUUUACAUUUUCUACGUGAUGUUGAACCUAUUGUUGCAUGUUGUCUUGAAAUACGUUAUUUAAUAGCUCAACAAGGUUUAUUACGAUUAUUUUUUAUAUUAAUGAGAUGUUGUAAUCGAAGUGGACCAUCAGCUGUUCUACUUAGUAAAGUAUUAAGUAUUUUACAAUUAUUUACUGUUAAACGUGGUCUUAUUAUGCCAUUAAUUGACAAAUAA